UGCGUAUUCGGUCCACGGAACCGAAACCGUACGGAUCGAUACCGUGACAGUCACAGUCACUUCCCAAACAGAUAGCAGCUCUGUCGUUCUCCGGUCUUUUGUAAAUAUUUACAUGAAGCCGAUUACUAUGACUCAGGAUUACUGAUCGCAGUUUUCAGAAGAGAAACCGAUUGUCUAGCAGCCUAUCAACGGCCACAUGCUAAAAUUGCGGCUGGUGACAACCCACUUCCUGAAACAGCCAUAGAUUUGAGAUGUGUCGUGAUAGAGAUAUGAACCCUUAAAUUUAAAAUCGAGAGCAUCUAUCAUUAAAAAAUGUUCCGUCGAUCGAAUCACAAUCGCUGCGUAGUUUUGUACCUAAGGAGCAACCAGGAAUUUUGAAAGGAACAAAAAGUAUGAAAGGACCCGCCAAGAAAGAAGAGACACAAAAAGUGGUACCGAGAAUUGAUUAUGAGUCGAAGGCAGGAAAAAUAAAGAAGGCAUUUACUUCUUGCUUAGGAUCGAAACCUACAUCGACACCCACCACUUACGAUGAGGCCAAAGCCAGUUGUAAAGCCCGCAAACGCAAAGAAAGGCAGGAGAGCAUCAGCUCCCUCUGCGAAGACAGAAAAGUCAUCCGAUCCAAUUCGGAGGAAAGGCCAGCUCAAAGAAAGCAUUUGGAGAAGAAAGACAAUAUCAGACGUGUGUCCAGCAAUGAAGACUUCAUCAAAUCCGCAUCUAUAGAAAAAAUUAACGUUUCGCCAAACAGGUAUUCCAACAAUGAUAAAACAUUAACCUACGAAGAUUACGAGCACGAAAAGAGGAGGUCGCACGAAAGAUUUUCCCGUCCGUUGGCUUUGAAAAGUAGAAGAAACCAUCCUAAUAAAAGACUCAAGGUCAGAUAUGUGUCGAAGCCAAAGUUCAAGCAUGAAUCCAGCGAACAGCAAAAAGAACACUCCCUAAAUAAAGUGGUCAUACCGCAAGGCAUCCAAGCGGUGGAUGUAGACGUUAAACAUGCUGAACCGGCCGAAGCGGAUACAGUCAGCUUGUCGAAAUUUCUACGCCUUCAUAGUCUCGAAAGCGAAAGAUCGCCCAGCCCCGUUAACACUCCUGUCUCUCCAGUAUUAGAUUUAAAAACGUUGCAUGAACAAAUAGACUGCUCUGAACCAGUAUUAUCCAGCUACAACCAAAAAAUCGAAGAAAGUACUGAAACACCCAGCAUAUCCCUUGCCAACAACAGACUUCUACUAUCACCACGAAACUCCAUUAUAGCUACUCACCGUAUAUACUUAGACAAGGACGUACCGCAAAUUAAAGCUGCCCUAGAAAAGAAACCUAAGAAUCCAGUGGACGAGCGCAUGCAGAAACUCACGAAAGACAUCAACACCUUAAAGAAAAAGAUUAAAAAGAGAGAAGGAGAAUUCGAAGCGGCCACUGGAUUUAAGCCGUCGCACGUUGACAAGCUUAACGACAGCACUUUAAAGAAAUUGUAUUCGGAUCUAACCAAAUUGAAAAAGGAACAAAAACAGUUAACAGAGGUGUCUGGCGGAUGUGCUUUGAUUCAAGGGGAUGCCGUUAAAGACGACAAACCCUUAACUGCCGUUAAUAUUAAGGAUACUGUUUAUGAAUUGGAAAAGAAAUUGGCGUCGAAACGAGAAUCGACCAACAGGAGUUACAACAUUGAAGAAAUGACCCCCGAACAGCUCUUGGACGAAAAAGUGGCUAUACAAAAAGCUCUGUUGUAUUUGGAAUCUGUACACGGUCGUCCAAACAACAAGGAAGACCGGGACUUAGUCAGACCUUUUUACGACAGGUACAGAACUCUAAAAAGGAUGGUCGCCAAAAUAUCAACGCCAAGUUUGGAACUCGCAACAAUUCACGAGGACGAAACCAUGCAUUUCAUAACACCUCUGCCAACACAGACGUCGGAAAAUGAAGAGGAGAAACCGAAAUUGAAUGCUUCUUCCAGUACAGAUAGCGACACCGACGUGUCCGUCAGUGAGACAUACCAUUCUCUCACCAGAGACGAGCUUUUAGCCGAGUUAAAAAUUGUAACUGAAGAAAAGAAGGAACUAAGAAGAACCAUUAAGGAGUUUGAGUCGAACGUACAACAAAAAACGGGAAGAAUGAUUCAGAAAGAAGAUAAGGCACCCAUUGAAUAUGCUUACACAUCGUACAAGAAGGUUAAGGCGAAACUUAGGCUUUUGGAAGCUUUGGUUGGAAAGCAAAAUUAAGCAUAAGGUGGCUAAAUAGUAUUUAAAAAUGUCAUGUUCAAACCAUUUAAGAUCUAAGAAAUUUUAUUAUCUAUUACGUGUUAAAAACUAAGCGUAAGUUAGCUUGAUGUUAACUUGAUAUCAUAGUUUUUAUUCAAUGUUGACAAGCAUUCCUGAAAAUUUUGGAAAUAUUGUUAUAUUUAGAAUAAGACGUACAAAUCGAAUUGACCAAAUUAUGACUAUUUAAAAGUUAAAUUGAUAUUAUAAAAGGAUAUAACGGUGAAAAAUUAAGUUACAAAUUGAGGACAAUUAAAACUAAAAAUAUCAGUUUUCCACUAUUACUACCAAUCAUCAUUACAGGACGACAUUCUAUAACAAGAGUAAAAUCAUGUUUUGAAUAAUAUAUUUUCGAAAUGUAUAUUAGUCAUUAGAUAACUGUUACUAGCGUAACUUAAAUAUAAAUAUUUCGAUUAUAUAAAAUGUUUCAUUACAUUUUUAAGACGAAAAAAAUAAUAUUCGAAAUGACAAUUGUGCUAAACUUUUUCUAAGGAGAGAAAUUUUGGAAUGUCGAUCAAAUCUAAUAUUAUUUUUCUUGUAGCUCUAACUUUUGGAACUGAUUUUACAAAAUUAUGUGAUCAUCUUGACUUUUCUAUAUACACGUAAAAUAACUGUUUUGCUAUUUGAACACUUUUAAUAUAUGGUUAAUUAAUUUUUGUAUGUAAAUAAUUUUCCUCUUAUGACUUACUCAAUAGUGGCAUCAAAUCGUACAAAAGAGAUAGAACCUAGAGGCUAAAUUUUCUGUAGGAUACAACUAAUUAUGUUUCUUAAUUUGUAGGCGUUAGAAUUUGUUAAAAUUUUGAAAACUAAUCACACAGUUAACAAUGACAUAAUUUCAUUUUUAUCUUAUAAAAACUGUUUGUUAUACAUAGUAGGACUUCUGUGUAUUUAAAAUAAAAUGCAUUAACUAACAAAA
Molecule: messenger RNA, 3162 nt
Organism: Aethina tumida (small hive beetle)
Lineage: Eukaryota; Metazoa; Arthropoda; Insecta; Coleoptera; Nitidulidae
Product: protein FAM13A
Exons: 6
Coding region: 393-2210 (605 amino acids)
Source: RefSeq, a predicted model, not a curated record